This is a messenger RNA of Aureococcus anophagefferens, 1812 nucleotides long. RefSeq lists its product as hypothetical. The transcript has a single exon. The record is from RefSeq and is a predicted model, not a curated record. Lineage: Eukaryota; Pelagophyceae; Pelagomonadales; Pelagomonadaceae. Bases 1 to 1812 code for a protein of 603 amino acids.
AUGUCGUUCUACCGGCCGCGGGCGUCGAAGAUCGUCGUGCCGCCGCCGGACCACCUCAUGCGGCCGCCGGACAUGCGGUCGAAGCCCGCGGCGCCGCCGCCGACGCGCGCGUCGGCGCCGCGGUUCCGCUCGGCGGGCGCCAUGCGCAUGGCGCCGAAGCAGCCGUCGGUGCCCGGCAGCAUCGCGUCGCAGCCGUCCAUGGACGAGUCGUCCGGCGGCUCCAACGAGGCGUCGACGCCGCGGGCCCGCGCGAGCGCCCAGUUCCCGACGCGGCCGCGGAGCGCGCCCGCGCGGCGGCCCAAGAAGCCGCACCGCGAGCCCGGCGUCGGGCUCAACCUGCCGCGCGACGGCGCCCGGGGCUACGGCGGCAAGGGCGGCAAGACGCCCACGAAAGGCCAGGUGCGCGACUGGCUCAUCGACCUCCUCGCCGACGCCGAGAAGGCCACGGUGGACGAGAUCGCGAAGGAGCGAGACGAGGGCGACGGCGGCGGCGACGCCGCGCUCGCGCGCGCGGACACGGGCCUGACGGCGCCGACGGCGGCGUCGGCGCACCACGCCCUCGCCGCCGCGGGCCGGCACCGCUACACGCGGAGCUCGUCGCCCUGGUGGGUCCGCGCGGGCCAGCUCGACGGCGGCGCCGUCGUGUUUUCCCAGCUCCGGGAAUUACUGGCCGAAAUGCGCGAGUCGCGCGCGCACGUCACCAAACUCGAGGCGCGCGUCCUCGACGCCGAGACGAACGACAAGGCCAAGGGCGAGCGCGUCGAACUACUGGAGGCGCAGCUCGCGGACGCGCGCGCGGCGCUCCGCAACGCGACGAUGCGCCGCGAGUCCGCCGAGGCCGCGCGGACGUUGGCGGAAGCGAACCAGAAGAAGGCCGAGGCGAAGGCCACGGCCUGCGGCGUCGCGACGGAGCGCGCGGAGCAGCGCGUCGAGCAGAUGCGCGUCGCGUCCGACAAGGCCUACGAGAUGCUCGCCGCGCACGACACUUUGGUGUCCCAGAAGGAGGCCUUCCUCUACUGGCGCAUGAUGGCCUACAAGACGGGCAUCGCCCACUGGCAGGCCAUCCACGCGGCGACGGCGUCCGACCUGGCGACCGCGGGCAAGGACCGCGCGGACGUGGCCUCCGAGAACGACGCUCUAAAGGGCGAGAUCGCGGCGCUCCACCUCGACCUCGCGAAGCUCCGCAAGGAGCUCCACGAGGCCCACGAGCUCCUGCGAAGCUUCCGCGUCGAGGAGCCGCGCCAGCGGCGAAGCGUCGUCUCCACGCUGACGAACGCGUACAAGGACGGGCCGCGCCGGUUCUCGCUGCCGGACCCCGAGGACAUCCUCAAGCUCCAGGAGCUCGUCACGGUGGAGGAGAGCGAGGCCAGCAGCCACUCGACGCGCGACUCGCGGACGCUGACGACGGCGCACCAGGCCUUCGCCGCCGCGCUCCACCACCCGCACGCCGCGCCCCACGACCGCGCCGCGCCGCCGCCGCACGCCGCGCCGCUCCACGACGUCGACCCGAGCCGCUUCGCGGACGUGCCGUCGCCCGUCGCGUCCGUCCAGCACGAGGGGUCCAAGACCUUCCCCGCCGACGAGAACGAGAACCCGACGAUCCGGCCGCCGGAGGUCCGCGUGAGCCCCAAGGGCAAGUUCGCCAAGGUCGGCCACGCGGUCCGCAUGACGCUCGCGCAGCGCCAGACGUCCGCCGCGAAGAACAUGCGCCGACACAUGGGCAACAAGAAGCAGAAGCCCCAGCUCCGGAAGCAGCUCACGGCGCCGGGGCCCAUGAACCGGGGGACCGUGUCGGGGUCGUCGCUGCUGUAA